UUUUAUUUCUCCGGCUAGUGGCGAUGAGCAGAUUCACCAGCCAGAGACGGUACUUGUAUGUUGCUGCCAAAGUUGACAGCGGUGCCAUUCCAAAAACCAGCAGGCCUACCUCAGCUCCGCAAUCGGCGUCUGCGCCCGGGACCGGUAGCAGCGUUGCAACCAGAGCGCCCACUAGUGCACCGGCUGCUACUUCAGGAUCUCGAUCGGCGCCAUCCACAUCCAGGGCGGGCAAUAAUGUUCCGUCCAGGCCGCCCAGCACUGCAAGUAGCAAAGCUGCUGCACCCAGAGCCACCACGCUACCCUCUACUGGCAGAAUCACAGCGACGCAGCCUCCCUCUUCUGCUGUCACAGUGAGGAAAGAUGUCCAUCGGCCACCUUCUGCUGCAAUUGCGAAAAGGACCGCAGCGCCAUCAGCUGCCGCAAAAAAGCCCGAACCUACAGCCGGAGGAAAGCAGCCUUCUACCUCCAAAUGGGCCGCGCAAAGUAAAACGCAACAACCCGGUCCUGCAAAGCCUUCCAGUGCGGCUUCUUCCAAGCCUCCAGCGGCAAGCAAAGCACCCCUGCGAAGAACACCGCAUUCAUCUCCAGCUAACAAAUCCACAAACGGCAGCACGCAGUUGGCCAAGCAGGAGAGCAAACCUAUUCAAGCGGUGUUACCUUUCAGUGCCGGCGUGAAGAAGACCAAAGCUUCCAAAUGCAACCCCUCUGUCGGGACACGAGGGGGUGCUGUUGCAACGGUACCUAGGGCAGAAGUACCCCAAGAAACAUCUACUCUUGCAGAAGUGGUCCCACUCCAGGCUUCCACUCAGGAUCCACCAACAGAAGCGGUACCUCAAGUGAGCCCUCAGAGCCAUUCGGCGGCAUCCUCUCCUCCACGCAGCCCGCUCACUACAGCUUCAUCAAAAGUACCUCCACCGCAGCAGGAGAGUGAGAACGAUGCUCCUUCGGUUCAACAGGAGCAGGAGUCUACCUCCGCUGAGCUUCCGUCGGCCAAGGUGGCCCUGCUGCCGGAGAUACCCAGUCAGUCUGCUAACGUGUCCUCAGAGCAGACAGUUGCAAAGUCCAUCACUCAGGUAGCUCCGCCCAGUAAUCUAAAUGAUGAGGAAGAUGAAGAGGAAAGGGAGCCAAGUCAGCUGGUUUCAGUUUCCGAAAUGAGCGGGACUUCACAACCCACCGAGGAAUCGCGUCCCGGGUCGGCCGGACCGGUCGGCGGCUCCGCUUGGAGGGCCGGCGGCGCCUUCCCGGCUGAGCUGGACUCGCUUAGCGGGAGCCAACAGGGGGCGUCGGAGUUGAGUGCCCCCGGCGUCCUGGAGGGCACAGAGAGCAUGGACGAUCUCGGAGAGGGCAGCCUCAAAGGAGCCAUGGACAUGGAAGGGGCUUCGGCCGGCUCGCCGGACUUUCAAAAGGUUCCCGAUAUCCCCUUUAAUGACUACGAGGAGGAGGAAGAUUAUGACGAUGACUAUGAUGAAGACAGAGUGUGCGACAUGGACGUGGGCUCUGAAAAGACGGACGAGCUGCAGAGGCGCAGGCACGACAACGCCGCCGCCGCCGAUGAUGACGAAGAGGACGACGACGUGGAGAUGGCCAGCGAGGCAGUAACAGAGAGUGGACUGGAGAGCUACGGGAACGCCGACGAGGACGACUUUGCCGAAGAUGAAAGACAGGACAACUUGAACAGGUUGGUCCAGCUUUCGCCGCCUCCUCGGCUCCCGUCGGCGCCGGGUGCGACGUGGGACCGACCCGACCCGUUUGCUCAGCCCUGGGAAGAUCAAGCUCGACCUUCUCAAAUGGAGCAGCUCACUGAACUGGUCUCCCAACUCAGGCUGGUGGAAGCUCCAGUGAGCCCACUAAUGGACCCCCUGCAAGCAGACUCAGAGACUCCAUCUCAAUCCCCCGCUCAGGCCUGCCUCGAAAUCACCUCAGAUCCUCAAAACCAAGAUGUUUCUUUGUCUUCCAAGCUUGAGGAUGGGGCCAAGGUGCGCACGGAACAGUGUACUGCGGCGCCACGUCCGACGCCAUUUCAUCUAACUCCAGAGGGACUUAGCGUAGUGAGCCCCCGAAUUCACGAAGUCCCGCUCACCUCUCCCCAGCCUGAUGCGGGUGUUCAUAUGGCCAGCGGUGACCAGGAGGUCAAGGCCCAGUCCACGCCAGCAGACGAGCUUUUGAGAGGCGUCGUAAACGCUCUCGCUUCCAACCCUUCGUCAUCUUCCGUGACAGAGGACGAAGCCAGCGACACGGAGGGCGAAGCUCUGCUGGAAGAGUCUUUGGAGACUGCGUCCGAGAGCAGGAUGAACACGACCUUUGAGGUCCAGCCCCCCGGACAACGCUGCCUCUCCACCGUGGAAGAAGUGGAGGAGUCCGAGACGACGGCUUUGACCGACGACGCCACCCCGCCUUCCGCGACCUCUCUGGCGUCCUACGGCUUCGACUCGGCAACCACGGCCUCCAACGCCCAUUCGGCGGGCGAGGGCUGCGUCAAGAGCCCGGGCAUCUUCUCUCUGGAGGAGCUUCCCGCGGAAUCCAAGGAGCUCCGUCAGCAAGCCCAGUGCGACCUCGCCGAGCGGCAAUACGUGGAGUGCCGUUUCACGGAAGAAGGGCAAAGGUCCAAAGCGCAGGCUGUGAGCGCUUUGCAGACCACUCAAGAAAAGCCAGAAGACGCCGAGCCGCUGUACUAUUUGACCAUCUGUGAAAAGACUGACAACUCUUUUGGAGGCCUCACCUCGCAAUAUCAAGGCUGCCACCAGGGGGACCCUCACUGCGCGGGGCCCCGUCUGACCUGCGCCGACCUGCCGCCCCGGAAGGUCGGGCAGCAGAUGCUCAGCCCCCAGCUGCGACGGCUGGAGCAGCACCAGAAGCAGCUGAUGGAGAUGCAGCAGCGACGAGAGCAGCAGAGCAGACCCCUGGAAGGUGUCGAGCAAGAGAGGAAGAGGACAGAGGAGGAGGAACAGAAGAAGAAGAAGGACGAGGCGGAGGAGGAAAUCAAGAGGAAUGAGCGGGAACAAGCAGAGGAUGACAAAAUGGCUGACCAGGUUGGCAAAAUGCUCUCUGGGGAAGUCAACCUUGUCAAUGGAGAGGGCAAAAUGUCCGCCGAAGAGGAGGCGCAGAGGCACGAGCUGCAAUUGCAGCUUCUGCAGCAACAGACUGAAUUGAAGCAGAGGCAGCAGAUCCUGGAGUGGCAGCAAGAACUGGAGGAGCAGCCGCCUCCCGGCCGAACCGUGGUCCUGUCCCCCUCGUCGGGACUGUGUACCAUCUACGAAGCUCUGGAGAGCAGCGACGAAGAGACGGACGGCAUCCGCCGUCCCGAUCGCAAAAGGACUGCACCGGCGGAAUUGAGGGGUCCCAAUGAGGACCACUCCUCCUCCUCCCCUGAGCGCCCGGCUCCCUUGGACCUGGACUGGGGCGCCAAAGUGGACAUGGUGCAGCAGCUCAUCAAUCAGACAUUGCUACUCAACAGAGACGGCUGUUCCUCUCUGCUGGUUCUUCCGGGAGGGGCGGGUGGCACCUUGAGCCCCCUGGAGAGCAGCUUGUGGCCCAGCCUCCUGCCUCCCAUCAGCCCUCCCUCGGCCACAGUCACCUCUGUGAGCAGCUUCUCCCCGGAGGCCACUGGGAGCUCCCCUCAGGGGGAGUGGACAGUAGUAGAGCUGGAGACCCAUCACUAAUAUUCAAAUACGGGUCAGCUGUUCCACGAAACUGUUUAAUUUUGUGUCUGGAAUUUGUAGGAGAUCACUGGAGCUAGCGAGCUUACUUGACUUCUGGCGUACCUUCCUCGUCUUGGCUGAACAUCCAUCGAGGAGAUGUGAUUGUGUAGCUCAUGUCGUGACUACUGAACGUAAACACAUUUUAAGUUUCUACUGGACAUCCCUUUAUGCUGAAUAUCUGAGCCAUGGAUGUACAUUUUUUUUUUGUUAGGAGUUACACUGGAAACGACUCUCUUAAAUGACUUUUUUUUUUUUUUUUUUUUGCACCUAGCUUAAGAGCAUUUUUGUUGUUUGUUUUGUCCGCCCAAGGUUCAGUGGGUGUAAAAGUUUCCCCUUGUAACGUUUCAGUCAGGCACUGAUGCUUUACUUAUGUUUUUAUGUGUUCCUAUGAAAGCUUUUUUUUUUUUUUUUUUUGUCUGAAGGUCCAUGUGGAUUUUUACUUACAAUUCAGUGCACUAUUUGAAUGGCUGUCUUACUUGAAAAAUAGCCUACUACUCGCACCACUUGUGGACUUAAUAGUCACUAAAAUAAUUGACUAAAACAAAAAAACACGCUAGGAAAGAAAUUGUGGUUUCGUCCAAUGGUUAAUUAAUGUGGUCGCAGAAGUCACUCGUUGGUGCAAUUGACUUAGUUUUAGCUAUGUUACGAUUAGAUUCAUGUCAGAGCUGUUGCACUAAUUUUCAUGAAGGGAAGAGUCCUUGUAGUUUUUCUUCUAGAAGAGUCUAGUGUUUGUGAAUGAAAUCUAAUGAAGGUAAUCAAUUUUUUUUGUCCCUAAAUACGUUGUAUUUUGACACGGAGUUUUAAAAUGUCUUCUUGACUUUUAUUCUUGGCACAUUAAGUUGUUUUUUUUUUUUUAAUUUUCCUUAUAAAAUCUUGCAGACUCUGGAUUUUCCCAUGCAUUGUAAUUUGUACAUACGUUUUAUUUUUAGGAAGGGUCAUCACACUUGUUGCUGAAUUAAUUUUUUUUGUGGUUACGAGGUUUAUCCCACUGGAUUUUAUUUGCACCCAAUUGCUAAAUAAUGAGCCCAUCAUGGGUUUUUAAUUUAUUGACUGAAGCAAGCAUAACGUCUCGUAAGUUUUAAAUGAAAUGUUUUAAUUCAGCUGCAUGUUUGUUAUUCCUUUGUUUCCCAAGGCCAUAAAUCUGUGAUUGUGUAUAAUUAUUACAAGGUGAGAUUUAAUGUAAAUAAAUGUUUUUUAUAUAUAAUAUAUAUAUUCAAGAA
Syngnathus acus (greater pipefish) is the source of this 4918-nucleotide messenger RNA. It is a transcript of the gene prr36a, whose product is annotated as mucin-17. The record is from RefSeq and is a predicted model, not a curated record. The transcript has 4 exons. NCBI's taxonomy places the organism in Eukaryota, Metazoa, Chordata, Actinopteri, Syngnathiformes, Syngnathidae. Bases 24 to 3659 code for a protein of 1211 amino acids.